Molecule: messenger RNA, 773 nt
Organism: Lucilia cuprina (Australian sheep blowfly)
Lineage: Eukaryota; Metazoa; Arthropoda; Insecta; Diptera; Calliphoridae
Exons: 2
Coding region: 46-699 (217 amino acids)
Source: RefSeq, a predicted model, not a curated record
GGUGAUUUGGCGCAAAUACGCUAUAGCAGUUUACCUCGUUCAACUAUGUCUGAACCGUUAAGCAACUGUACUAUGCCAGCAACAGACAGUCCAAGUAACAUUGUUUUUAGCCAAAACCUCGGAUAUGACGUGUCCGGCAACAGUGGCAUACAAGGACCAAGUCUCGAACCGGUGUCUGAAGAGGCUCGAAUGCGUGCGUCAUCGAAUUUUGAAAACAUCAACAUGCUAAAUAAUUGCAGCAAUGCAGAGAUAUCAAAUUACUAUUUGAAGACAGAGGACUCGAUAUUGUACUCAUCACCUGAGUCAGCAGCAUUUACUACAUAUAAUAGUGAUGCUGUACCACCGAGAAAUUCUGAAAAGAGGCUGAAUAGCUAUUUUCAACAUCAGCAGUCCAACAGCACAACAAUAAAUUCCUGUUUAAGCACAUCAACGACUUCCAAGAGCAACGACAACCUUACGUCUGAUAACCAUUAUACCAACAGUGCCAAAGGUGUACGUAAAUUCCAUUUUAUCAAUGCAUUCAUUCCAUCCUUUGUUUUUGUGGUUAUUGUAAUGACAAUAUCCGCCAUCAUUGUACUUGAAUCAGAUUCGGAUAUUUUUGAGCAGAUCCGAAAUCUCCCUGAAAUGAUAAGUUUACGUUAUCAAUAUUACCAACCUCUUAAGGAGUAUAUUCUACAAAAAGUUGGACGAAAAACAUAAAACGUUCUCAACAAACAAUAUAAUGCUUAUAAAUAAUAAAUAAAAAGGGCUUUUCCACUAAAUCUUACACUUUA